Penicillium soppii is the source of this 1119-nucleotide messenger RNA. RefSeq names its product NAD(P)-dependent alcohol dehydrogenase. Bases 1 to 1119 code for a protein of 372 amino acids. The record is from RefSeq and is a predicted model, not a curated record. NCBI's taxonomy places the organism in Eukaryota, Fungi, Ascomycota, Eurotiomycetes, Eurotiales, Aspergillaceae. Gene Ontology annotation, molecular function: L-iditol 2-dehydrogenase (NAD+) activity; zinc ion binding. The transcript is spliced from 3 exons. Gene Ontology annotation, biological process: D-sorbitol catabolic process.
AUGUCUGGAUUCAAAGGAAACAACCGUUCUUUCGUCCUCGAAGCAGUUCAACAUGUUACCAUCAGAGACAUACCCGUCCCAGAAAUCGAGGAUCCAUACGAUGUGAUCGUUCAAAUCAAGCAGACAGGCAUUUGCGGCUCGGACGUGCACUACUGGCAGCGAGGCCGCAUUGGCGACUUCAUCCUAAAUUCCCCCAUAGUCCUCGGACACGAGUCCGCGGGAACGGUUGUAUCCGUGGGCAAAGCAGUCAAGCACCUCAGAGCCGGUGACAACGUAGCCAUUGAGCCCGGCGUGCCAUGCCGCCACUGCUCAUAUUGCCGAAGUGGGUCAUACAAUCUAUGCCUGGAUACAGUCUUUGCAGCGACCCCUCCGCACAACGGCACGCUCUCAAAGUACUUCAAAACCGCUGGAGACUACUGCUAUCCGCUACCAGCGCAUCUGAGCCUGGAAGAAGGCGCGCUCUGCGAGCCAGUCGCGUGCGCUGUGCAGAUCUGUCGAGUUGGCAAGGUUCGCGGCGGCCAGACGGUUGUGGUAUUUGGUUGCGGGCCGAUCGGGCUCCUAGUGCAGAGUGUUGCAAAGCAGUACGGAGCCAAGACGGUGAUUGGGAUCGAUGUCAAUAGGAAGCGGUUGGAUAUGGCAAAGAAUGUGAUGCAGUCUGUGGAUGGUGUCUUCGAGCCACCACAGUGGCCGAGUACGGAGCCACAUGAUGCGGAUGCGGAGGUGGCGUUUUAUGGGGAUGUUGCGGGAACCAUUAAGAAGGACUUUGGAUUGGGCGAAGGUCCUGAUGUGGUAAUUGAUGCUACUGGCGCACAGAGUGCUAUCCAAACUGGUGUUCAGUUGUGUAAAAAGGGGGGAAUGUUUGUUCAAGCCGGCAUGGGACGUGAGAAUAUCAUCUUCCCGAUUACUAUCGCUUGUAUCAGAGACCUGACUAUCAGAGGAUCGAUUCGAUACAAGGCCGGCUGUUAUCCUGCGGCUAUUGACCUGGUGGCCAGUGGCCGUGUGAAGCCUCAGAAGCUUGUCACGCACCGCUUCAAGUUUGAAGAGGCUGAAGAGGCGUUUCAGAAGGUGAGGAAAGGUGGAGAAGACGUUUUGAAGGUGAUCAUUCAAGGUGUGGAGUGA